Haliotis rubra (blacklip abalone) is the source of this 2357-nucleotide messenger RNA. RefSeq names its product probable beta-D-xylosidase 2. The transcript is spliced from 13 exons. Bases 1 to 2304 code for a protein of 767 amino acids. Gene Ontology annotation, molecular function: xylan 1,4-beta-xylosidase activity; alpha-L-arabinofuranosidase activity. NCBI's taxonomy places the organism in Eukaryota, Metazoa, Mollusca, Gastropoda, Lepetellida, Haliotidae. Gene Ontology annotation, biological process: arabinan catabolic process; xylan catabolic process. Gene Ontology annotation, cellular component: plant-type cell wall. The record is from RefSeq and is a predicted model, not a curated record.
AUGUCUGUUUACCUAAGGAGAGCUGAAGUGGUGCAGGUCUCAGAGUAUCCCGGUAAUACCGCUGUCAGUGCUGUGAAAGUGUCCUCACCACAUAAUGCUUCUGCUCCUCGUAUUCACACCUCUAGUGUUGGGGACUACCCUUUCCGAAAUAUAUCUCUACCCUGGGAAGACAGAGUCAAUGACCUCGUGGGUCGUCUUACCCUGGACGAGAUGAAACUACAGAUGUCACGAGGGGGUGCGGGCACCCAAGCUGGCCCCGCCCCUGCUAUACCCCGACUGGGUAUCAAACCAUAUUCCUGGGACACCGAGUGUCUCCGGGGGGACGUGGGGGCCGGAGAUGCUACCUCUUUCCCCCAGUCGAUAGGACUUGGAGCCUCAUUCAGCCCUGAUCUGAUAUUCCGGGUGGCCCAGGCCACGGGUGAAGAGGUGAGGGCAAAGUUUAACAACUACACAAGGCACGGCAUAUAUGGCGACCGCAAAGGUGUCAGCUGUUUCAGCCCAGUCAUCAACAUCGCGAGAGACCCCAGGUGGGGCAGGAAUCAGGAAACAUAUGGAGAGGAUCCAUACUUGUCGGGAGUCUAUGCUGCAAAUUUCGUGAAGGGUCUCCAGGGAAGCGAUCCCCGCUACGUCAGAGCCAACGCAGGCUGCAAACACUUUAAUGUCCACGGCGGUCCCGAGAAUAUACCCGUGUCGCGGUUCAGUUUUGAUUCAAAGGUGUCUGAAAGAGACUGGCGCACUACGUUUCUGCCAGCCUUCCGCUCCUGUGUCAAGGCCGGGACCUACAGCCUCAUGUGUAGCUUUAAUAGAAUCAACGGAGUUCCAUCAUGUGCCAACAAGGAGCUUCUGACAGAUAUCCUGAGAACCGAAUGGGGUUUCAAGGGCUACGUGGUCAGUGACGAGGGCGCCGUUGAGAUCAUAACGAAUCAGCACUACUUCAACAGCACCGUCGACGCUGCCGCAAACUGUGUCACGGCGGGAUUGAACCUCGAACUGACCUAUUUCGAUUCUGAUCCAGUUUUCUUUGCAAUUGACGAUGCUGUGAAACAAGGCAAGCUUAAUGAAGACGAUGUCAGGAGCCGUGUUAAGGAGCUUUUCAAUGUCAGAAUGAGGCUGGGAGAGUUUGACCCACCGGAAAUGAAUCAAUACACAAAACUAAACACGUCGAUAGUUCAGGGCGAGGAUCACAGGAAUCUCUCUGUUGAGGCAGCUUUGAAGACGUUUGUUUUACUGAAAAACCAAAACGUCCUUCCCUUAAAGAAUUCCAGCUACAAGAACGUGGCGGUUGUCGGACCAAUGGCCAACAAUACAUAUCAACUGUUCGGAGAUUAUGCUCCCACGAUGAACCUCGAAUACUCCAGCAACCCUCUCCAAGGUAUAGCAUCUCUCUGGCCUACAGUGAGGUAUGGAGCCGGCUGCACCGACAACAACUGCACUCAGUAUAACUCACAAGAGGUCCAGGCGGCAGCAACAGGUUCCGAUCUCAUUUUCGUCUGUUUAGGCACAGGUCAGGAACUAGAAUGUGAAGGCAACGACAAGGCCAAUCUGGAUCUCCCUGGACAACAGCUGCAGCUGCUGCAGGAUGCUGUCAACGCCGGCCAGGCAACUGGUGCUAAGGUCAUCCUUCUCCUAUUCAACGCGGGGCCACUCAACAUCACAUGGGCUGUCGAGAGUCCCGAUGUUCAGGUUAUCAUGGAACUGUUUUUCCCAGCCCAGUCAACAGGCGAGGCAUUGCGAAGAGUACUCUUAGCAGAGGGACCAAACUCAGUUCCUGCCGGAAGACUUCCGGUUACUUGGCCUAAGUAUAUCAGUUCGGUGCCUCCCAUUACCAACUACUCAAUGGUUGAACGCACAUACCGGUACGCCACGUAUCCAGUUCUCUUCCCCUUCGGCUAUGGUCUGUCAUACACCAGCUUCUUUUACAACAUUCUGGAGUAUCCCGAUCAGGUGACAGCCGGGGCCGACUUAGCUGGUUCUGUCUCAUUCAGCAACAGGGGAUCAUUUGAUGCCGAUGAGGUCAUCCAGGUGUAUAUAUCCUGGUCUAACGCCACUGUGACAGUUCCACAGCUUCAGCUGGUGGACUUCAACAGAGUGUUUGCACCACGGGGUGUACAAACUCAGUGGAACUUCACCAUCUCGGCUGAAUCUAUGGCAGUGUGGACUGACCAGAAGGGAUGGGUUGUUGAACCAGGUGUCAUUUCAUUUUGGGUAGGAGGUCAGCAGCCCAACGCCAAACCAGCCAUCGACUCUAAUGUUAUUAAUGGCCAGUUCUCGGUAAAAGGACAGAAGAUUCUUGGUCGAUAUUAAUAUAUACCCCUUCUUGUCCUCUUUUACAUUUUACAGAAAUAAAAAUUGACAGG